AUGGCCUCCACGUAUACACCCAACAUCGACCACAGACCCAUCCCUCGCAAGGUCCUCAAAGCAUCUUGCCGAUAUAGCGCACGAGACAUCUCCGGCCAAAGCGGCGUCGCCCGAGCAUUCAAGGUCGCCACCUCAAGAGCCCCCACUAGACGAAGCACGCCUCCUGUUUACUGUUAUAGGAUGUCCCACAACUUCGACCUAGACCAUCUAGCAGAAGACUCGUAUCUUUCAGGCAGAGCAAGACUCAAACGCUGCCAGCUUCCACAGUCAAAGGGACCGUAA
Messenger RNA from Phanerochaete carnosa HHB-10118-sp, 282 nucleotides. RefSeq lists its product as uncharacterized. Bases 1 to 282 code for a protein of 93 amino acids. The record is from RefSeq and is a predicted model, not a curated record. Lineage: Eukaryota; Fungi; Basidiomycota; Agaricomycetes; Polyporales; Phanerochaetaceae. The transcript has 2 exons.